AUGGGUGGUGGGAGCCGAGCCCUUUCCCUCUCCUCCCUCUGCGCCACCACGCUCGCCGCCGCCAGGGCCCCCGCCCCCUUCCUCGCCCCCGCCCACCGCGGGCUGCUGCCCCUCCGCCUCGCCGCAGCCAUGUCCUCCUCCUCGUCCUGCCCGGCCCCGGCCGCGUCGGGCGACGCCGCGGCCCCGGCCCCGGCCCCGGCGCCGUCCAACGCCAUCGACUUCCUCACACUCUGCUACCGCCUCAAGACGACCAAGAGGGCCGGGUGGGUGAAGCGCGGGGUGCAGGCGCCCGAGUCGGUGGCUGACCACAUGUACCGGAUGGGCGUCAUGGCGCUCGUCGCGGCCGAUCUCCCCGGCGUCAACCGCGACAGGUGUGUCAAGAUGGCGAUUGUGCAUGACAUCGCAGAAGCAAUCGUUGGUGAUAUCACCCCUUCUGAUAACGUACCCAAGGAAGAGAAGAGCCGCAUGGAGAAAGAAGCAUUGGACCAUAUGUGUGAAUUGCUUGGUGGAGGGCCAAGAGCACAAGAAAUUCGUGAACUUUGGAUGGAGUAUGAGAAUAAUGCCUCUUUGGAAGCAAAGGUUGUCAAAGAUUUUGAUAAGAUUGAGAUGAUACUUCAAGCACUGGAAUAUGAAAAGGAGCAAGGGCGGGACCUUGAAGAAUUCUUCCAAUCAACAGCAGGGAAGUUUCAGACUGACAUUGGAAAAGCAUGGGCAGCAGAGAUCGCAUCCAGAAGGAAACCAAAGUGAUCGAAUGACAUUCUUUUUGGUGUUUGGGGUUUUAAGAUAACUUGGUGGCACCACAUUCCUGUUGAACUUAGCUUUUGCUAUAGAUGAUACUUCUGAGGCGGCACUGAGAUGUAGGCUUACUCUUGGAAUGUGAACUUCACUCCAUCAUGCAUCUUGGCCCUGCCGUGACCCUUGAGACACACUGGGCUUGUGAGUUGGCGAUACCAGGGCUCCAGAUAACCCUGCCGGGUAAGGAGUUUAUGGCUGUAAUUUGCUCCUGUCAAGAGCUUGUAGCCGGAUCCAACAGGAAGUUUUCAUACCAGCUCUUGGUGAUGUAAAAUCCUAUACUUCCUGAUGAAUCACUGUACCACUACUUUUUCUCGUGUAAUCCAAUUUCAUCGUUUGAGUCUUUUUUCCCCUAUGUGACUGUCCUUGUUUCCAGCAAGAUGAACCUUAACUUCUGUUA
Messenger RNA from Panicum hallii, 1192 nucleotides. RefSeq names its product HD domain-containing protein 2-like. Bases 1 to 747 code for a protein of 248 amino acids. The transcript is spliced from 8 exons. Gene Ontology annotation, molecular function: 5'-deoxynucleotidase activity. NCBI's taxonomy places the organism in Eukaryota, Viridiplantae, Streptophyta, Magnoliopsida, Poales, Poaceae. Gene Ontology annotation, cellular component: cytoplasm. The record is from RefSeq and is a predicted model, not a curated record.